CGUUCGUGCUCACCGCCGCCAUGGUCAUCUUCAUGGUGUCAGCCCGCGACUCCCCCCAAACGGCGAGCAUGGCCGUCAACGCCGCCUUGCUCCAGUGUCUCAUCCUGUCCGCGAUGAGCACCCAGAUGGCCUUGAAGAUGCACGUAUUCGGCGAGCAGCACCGCCUGCGCAGCUUACGCGGCCAGCCGAACUUCUUCAAGUACAUCGUGUUCUUCACGUCUUGCGGCAUCCCGUUGCUGGUGACGGCGGCCACCGUCACCACGCAGUACAUGCACGGCUGGUCCGAGCUGCACUCCUGGUGGAUCCUGUACAGCUCGAGCUUCUUCUACGGCGUGGUGGUGCCGGUGGCCGUGCUGCUCCUGGUCGACACGUGCUUGCUGCUCUAUGUACGCGCCCUGCUGGUCAUCAAGGUGUCGAUGACCAAGUGCGAGACAGAGGCUUGGAUACGCGAAAGGGUGCACAUGAUGAUGGGCUCUCACAUGAUUGAGAUGAUGCUCGUUCUGCUGGUGGUCAGCAGCGCUCUUUACAUCAACUUCCGAGGACUUGCCUGCGAGAUCCUCUUCGCCAUCUUCUGCGUGCUGACGAGCGCGACAUUGCUGGUGUACUAUGUUGUGCACGGGGAAGAGGGCCUACCCGUGCCGCCGUGCUUCCGAAAACACAGCCCAGACGCUGUCGACGAACCAGGCCACGAGCGUGAGCCUCCGGCGACGCUACGCUCCCACAGCGUGCUGCGGGCGGACGACGCCAGCCAGCGCCCGCUGCUAGCCGGCUGCCACUGCCGGCCGCAGCCCGUCUCGCCGGCCUCCAGCGGCAGCUCGGCCGCCACCGACGAGUACACCGACUCGCCGGCCUCCAGCCACUCGUCCGACUCGCAGCGCCGCCCCGCGGCGCGUGAAGGGGGCCACUCGCGACAUGAGUCGAAGAAGCCUCUGCCGUCGAGGGCCCGGAGCGCGGGGCCGGACCACGUGCCGUAA
Messenger RNA from Pollicipes pollicipes, 974 nucleotides. RefSeq lists its product as uncharacterized. The record is from RefSeq and is a predicted model, not a curated record. The coding region runs from base 21 to 974 and encodes 317 amino acids. NCBI's taxonomy places the organism in Eukaryota, Metazoa, Arthropoda, Thecostraca, Pollicipedomorpha, Pollicipedidae. The transcript is spliced from 7 exons.